Molecule: messenger RNA, 4120 nt
Organism: Ochotona curzoniae (black-lipped pika)
Lineage: Eukaryota; Metazoa; Chordata; Mammalia; Lagomorpha; Ochotonidae
Product: phospholipid-transporting ATPase FetA-like
Exons: 26
Coding region: 1-3426 (1141 amino acids)
Biological process (GO): phospholipid translocation; Golgi organization
Cellular component (GO): plasma membrane
Molecular function (GO): ATPase-coupled intramembrane lipid carrier activity; ATP hydrolysis activity; ATP binding
Source: RefSeq, a predicted model, not a curated record
AUGGAAGUCAGUAUAUUUUUUGAGUAUCCGAACAAUACCAUCAAGACCUCAAAAUAUAAUGCUUUCAACUUCCUGCCCUUGAACCUAUUUGAACAGUUUCAGAGAUUGGCCAAUGCUUACUUCCUCGUUUUGCUGUUCCUACAGCUGAUUCCACAGAUCUCCUCCUUGGCGUGGUACACAACUGUGAUACCCCUGGUGGUGGUGCUGUCCAUAACAGGCGUGAAAGAUGCCAUCGAUGACGUGAAAAGGCACAAAAACGACAACCAAGUCAACAACCGUUCUGUUCUGAAGCUGGUGGAUGGCAGGAUGGAGGAAGACAAAUGGAUGAAUGUCCAAGUGGGAAAUAUCAUCAAACUAGAAAAUAACCAGCCUGUUACGGCAGAUAUGCUGUUACUCUCCAGCAGUGAGCCAUACAGUCUGGCAUAUGUGGAGACAGCGGACCUGGACGGGGAAACCAAUCUGAAAGUGAAGCAGGCCAUCUCCUGCACCUGUGACAUGGAAGAUAACCUGGCCUUGCUGUCUGCCUUUGAUGGAGAAGUCAAGUGCGAGCUUCCUAACAACAAGUUGCACAAAUUCACAGGAGUAUUGACCUAUAAGGAGAAGGACUACUUCCUGGACCAUGACAAGUUGCUACUCCGAGGCUGUGUCAUUAGGAACACAGAUUGGUGCUAUGGCCUGGUGAUUUAUACAGGCCCAGACACCAAGUUGAUGCAGAACAGCGGGAAGUCUACUUUUAAACAGACACGCAUCGACCAUUUAAUGAAUGUACUUGUGCUCUGGAUCUUCCUGCUUUUAAUCAUCAUGUGUCUUAUGCUAGCAAUUGGGCAUGGCAUUUGGGAGAGCAGCAUUGGCUACUACUUCCAGGUUUUUCUGCCAUGGAAGAGCUAUGUCUCUUCCUCAGCCGUCUCUUCUCUCGCUACAUUCUGGUCCUACUUCAUUGUUCUCAACACCAUGGUGCCCAUCUCCCUCUAUGUCAGUGUGGAACUAAUAAGACUGGGCAACAGUUACUACAUCAACUGGGAUCGGAAGAUGUUUUAUGCACCAAAGAACACACCAGCACAGGCUCGCACCACUACCCUUAAUGAGGAACUUGGACAGGUUAAAUAUGUUUUCUCCGACAAAACGGGGACCUUGACUCAGAACAUCAUGAUUUUCCUCAAGUGUUCUGUUAAUGGGAAUCUCUAUGGUGAUGUUGCUGACAAGAACGGAGAGAAGGUACCAGCCUGUGAGAGAAACAAGGUUGACUUCACCUACAAUAAAUUGGCUGAUCCUAAGUUUUCGUUUUAUGACAAGACUUUGGUAGAUGCUGUGAAAAAGGGAGAUCACUGGGUAUGCUUGUUUUUCCUGUCACUGUCAUUGUGUCACACGGUGAUGUCCGAAGAGAAAGUAGAAGGUGAGCUUGUAUACCAGGCUCAGUCCCCGGACGAAGGUGCCUUGGUCACGGCUGCCAGAAACUUUGGCUUUGUGUUCCGUUCCCGCACAUCAGAGACGAUUACAGUGGUGGAAAUGGGGAAGACGCAAAUCUACCAGCUGCUGGCAAUCUUGGACUUCAACAAUGUACGCAAGAGGAUGUCUGUCAUUGUGCGGACACCUGACGAUCGGGUCCUGCUGUUCUGCAAGGGUGCUGACACCAUCAUCUGUGAGCUGCUUCACUCAUCCUGUGCUUCCCUUUGUAACACGACCAUGGAGCAUUUAGACGAUUUUGCCAGUGAAGGCCUCCGCACACUAAUGGUGGCCUACCGAGAACUGGACAACACGUUCUUCCAGACCUGGAGCAUGAAGCAUACUGAAGCUUCUAUGUCUUUGAAUAAUCGAGAAAAAAAAUUGUCAAUUCUCUAUGAAGAGAUUGAAAAAGACUUAUUGUUGUUAGGGGCCACAGCCAUUGAAGACAAGCUGCAGGACGGAGUCCCUGAGACAAUCUUCACCCUGAGCAAGGCUGGAAUUAAGAUAUGGGUUUUAACUGGAGAUAAGCAAGAAACUGCAGUAAACAUCGCUUACUCCUGUAAUAUACUUGAAGAUGAAAUGGAAACAGUGUUCAUUGUGAAAGGCAACGAUGGGGAGACUGUUCAGCAAGAGCUCAGGGAAGCAAGGAGCAAGAUGAAACCUGACUCUCUACUGGACUCAGACCCAGUGAACAUCUUUCUUGCCCAGAAGCCCAAAAUUCCCUUCGCAGUGCCUGAAGAGGUGCCCAAUGGCAGCUACGGCCUAAUCAUCAAUGGCUACAGUCUGGCCCACGCUCUAGAAGGGCAGCUGGAGUUGGAACUGCUGCGAGUGGCAUGUAUGUGCAAAGCGGUGAUCUGCUGCCGGAUGACACCCCUGCAGAAGGCCCAGGUGGUAGAACUGGUGAAGAAAUACAAGAAGGUGGUGACACUGGCCAUCGGGGAUGGGGCCAAUGACGUCAGCAUGAUCAAAGCUGCACACAUUGGCGUAGGGAUCAGCGGCCAAGAGGGGAUGCAGGCCAUGCUCAACAGUGACUUCGCCUUUUCCCAGUUCCACUACCUUCAGCGCCUAAUCUUGGUGCACGGCCGCUGGUCUUACAAUCGCAUGUGCAAGUUCCUCAGCUACUUCUUUUACAAGAACUUUGCAUUUACCCUGGUGCACUUCUGGUAUGCCUUCUUCAACGGGUUCUCUGCACAGACAGUUUAUGACAACUGGUUUAUCACCUGCUACAAUUUGAUCUACACCUCCCUCCCUGUUCUGGGCAUGAGUCUGUUUGAUCAGGAUGUGAGUGAUGUGUGGAGCCUGCGCUUCCCAGAGUUGUAUGAGCCGGGCCAGCACAACCUCUACUUCAACAAGAAAGUAUUUGCGGGCUGUUUAAUGCAUGGGAUCUUCAGUUCCUUCGUGCUGUUCUUCAUCCCCAUGGGGACCAUUUACAGCACGGUGCGCAGCGACGGGAAGGAGAUCUCCGACUACCAGUCCUACUCCCUGAUGGUGCAGACCUCCUUGAUCUGCGUGGUCACAACGCAGAUCGCCCUGAAGAUAACCUACUGGACGGUGAUAAGCCACUUCUUCAUCUGGGGUAGCCUGGGCAUCUACUUCUGCAUCUUAUUCCUCCUGUACAGUGAUGGAUUGUGUCUAAUGUUCCCCAACGUCUUCCAGUUCCUAGGUGUGGCCCGGAACACUCUGAUCCAGCCGCAGUUGUGGAUGAGCGUCUUCCUCACCGUGAUCCUCUGCAUGCUGCCCAUGAUUGGGUACCAAUUUCUCAAGCCCCUGUUCUGGCCCAUGAGUGUGGAGAAGGUUCUAAGGAGAAUUCAACUCGUGAGGCAUCCUCCGCCGCUUCCAAGCCGGGCCAGACGGAAACACCCAGGCCUCCGGCGUUCUGCCUAUGCCUUUUCCCACCAACAGGGCUUUGGAGCCCUCAUCACUUCUGGCAAGACAAUGAGGUCCAAGGGAUCUAGAAAAAGCAGCUUUCCUUCCAAAAAGUAGGGAAGCCCCAAAGUGGUCACCUGGUGCUCUUCCUCUCUUGUCUGCAUCAGUUUAAGAAGGAAGGCUUAGUGUUCCAGGGAAACCCACAGAGACCUGCUCCUCUGCUCCCAGCCUCUCCAUUCCCCGGAAGGCUGUGCCCAGGUACAAGCAGAGGAAGGUAAGGCAAGGGCUCCCCCAAGAGCUCUGCCUGAAGUCAAAGCCUUUCAAGCACAGGCAGCCUUUGGCCUCGCUUCCCUCACACCUGUUAACUUCUAAUCCAGAAAUGUAGACACGGAACGAGGUUGUGAAGGGAACAGAAGACAGGCCCUAAGGAUGUAACUUUGCGUCCCAUCCUGUCCCCCACCCCCCAUGCUACCUGGAACAUUCCCUAGACCCUCUUGGUGCCCACACAUGACAUAGUCCCACCCAGGCACCCUUCUUGGUUCAUCUGGAAGAUGAAGGGUGAGUUGUUUGCCAGCACUGGGGACCAGGAGGAGGAGGCAGCUGUGAAGACUUGGUCUUAAGCCGAAGAAAGUUUCUGGACCAAAAAAGAAAGAAAAAUGAAAGCAGAUCCUGCCUGUCUAGGCCAGCUCUAGGUCUGGCCUUCUUUUCCCUUCUUUGACCUCUGACCUGUGCAGGCCUCAGAUCAGGAGGCUGGGAUGGGUACAAUGCAGAGGACUUUUAAGAAAGUCUUUCCUUGUGGUGAUGUGAGCCA